Molecule: messenger RNA, 1545 nt
Organism: Annulohypoxylon maeteangense
Lineage: Eukaryota; Fungi; Ascomycota; Sordariomycetes; Xylariales; Hypoxylaceae
Product: glutamate decarboxylase
Exons: 4
Coding region: 1-1545 (514 amino acids)
Biological process (GO): carboxylic acid metabolic process
Cellular component (GO): cytoplasm
Molecular function (GO): carboxy-lyase activity; pyridoxal phosphate binding
Source: RefSeq, a predicted model, not a curated record
AUGUCUUCUGAUGCUACAAUCAACGGGUACAGUAACCCUGAGAAGUCCCAGUUACACAGGGCAGAUGAAGUUGAGGAUUUAGUUGACGCAGUAAAAUCUCUCAUCAUACCAUUUAUCCGAGAUGCAGACAACGCCGUCUCAACUCGAGCCAGUGGUUCCAUAGGGGUUGAUGCUCAAGGGGCACCAGGUCGAAAUGUCCUUGUAGAUUCUCAUAAACCAGAGGAGUUGGUGAAGAAACUAGAAUUUUCAAUUCCUGAUAAUGGGACUGGGAAAGAAGGGUUACUGGAUGUUAUCCAGACCAUCCUACGAUACAGCGUAAAUACGUGGGAUCAGGGGUUCAUGGACAAGUUAUACUCAGCUAUUAAUCCAGUCGGCGUGGCAUCCGAUCUUCUUCUCACCGCAUUAAACACCAACGUCCACAUCUUCAAAACCUCCCCAGCACUCACCAUCAUCGAGAAGACCACCUCCCGCAAACUCGCCAACCUAUUCGGCUUCACCGGCCCACGCGCCGGCGGGAUAACCUGUCCAGGAGGUAGCGCAUCAAACAUGACGUCCCUCGUAAUCGCGCGCGCCACCCUCUUCCCCGACACCAAGGACAGCGGCAACGCCAACCACGCCUUCGCCCUAUUCACCAGCGCGCACGGGCACUACUCCGUGUCCAAGGCCGCAAUGACCUGCGGCAUAGGCUCAGACGCCGUAACAGCCGUCGCCGUCGACGCGAACGGAUGCAUGCUCCCCUCCGCACUCCGUGCCGCGAUCCUAGAAGCCAAAGAAGCCGGUAAAACCCCACUGUACAUCAACGCAACAGCCGGGACCACAGUCUGGGGAUCCUACGACCCGUUCACGGACAUCGCAGCCGUAGCCCGCGAAUUCGGGAUCUGGCUGCACAUCGACGGGUCCUGGGGCGGUCCCGCCGUCUUCUCCAGCACUCAGCGACACAAACUAGCGGGCUCCGAGCUCGCGGACUCGAUUACGGUGAACCCGCACAAGAUGCUCAACGUGCCGAUCCCGUGCUCCUUCCUCAUCACCAACGAUGUCGCGGUGUUCCAGCGCGCGAACGCCUUGCGUGCAGGGUACUUAUUCCACGACCCGGAUGCGGGCGGGGAGGUGUGGGAUUUGGCGGAUCUGGGACUGCAGUGUGGACGCCGGGGUGACGCGCUGAAUUUGGCGCUUGCGUGGGUGUUUUAUGGGGAUAAGGAGUUUGAGAGGAAGGUCGAUGGGGCGUUUAGCGCGGCGGCGUAUUUGGCGACGCUGGUGCAGGAGUCGGACGACUUUGUGCUGUUGUCGAGUAACCCGCCGCCUUGUCUGCAGGUUUGCUUUUACUAUGCGCCAGGGGGUGUGUUGGCGGGUGAUGCGGAGGAGAAUACGCGGCGCACGAGGGAGAUUGUGGAGAGGCUUGUUCCGAGGGGGUUUAUGGUGGAUUAUGCGCCGGGGGAGAGGGGGAGCUUGUUUCGUGUGGUGGUUAAUUGCUCGACGUUGAGGAGUACGGUGGAGGGCUUGUUUAGGGCGUUGAGGGAGGCGGGGAGGGAGGUUGUUCCUGAGUGA